AAGUUGAUAAGUACCAGCCACCAACCACUUUGUUUUUUGCUUUGUCAGGUCCACUCCUACUCUCAGGUUCACACAUAGUCACAAUCACACUGAUUCUUCUGAUAGACUGAGACAGCAUUCAAGAUGUGCCCUCUAAGACUCAUUCUCAUAUUCUUGUCUGCUACUCUUGCCGGCUUCUUUGUUCUCAGAAACCUCAGAUCUCAACCUCAAAUCACUGAGUUGGACCAAAACAAUGAAGACAUUCCUGAAAAGGAAACCUUGGAUUCUGCUAAACCAACCUUAAAUGCACCUUCGAAGUCCAAGGUUAAGGCUGCAUUAGAAUCAUGGUUUUGGACAUUUAUUGACAUGGCUUCUGGUCGUUAUCUCUGGAAGCAUUUGGUCAAAUCCUCUUCAAAGUAAUAGUUGAAACAUAUUCAUAGUUCAUACCUUUGUGAUUUCAUGACCUACAUAAAGGUCAUAUGAAUGUUUCAUCUCAUAUGUAAUAUUUUGGAAACUCAAUCCAUGUAAUAUUUUGGAAACUCAAUCCUAACCCCUUUUCUUAUGGUGUGAUAUUCAUAAGAAUCAUAACUGGAAUAAUACUAUUUGCUCCAUUAGCCUGUGGUAUGGAAUAUUAUUGUUUAUAGAUAGAA
Messenger RNA from Medicago truncatula (barrel medic), 629 nucleotides. RefSeq lists its product as uncharacterized. The transcript has 2 exons. Bases 124 to 399 code for a protein of 91 amino acids. NCBI's taxonomy places the organism in Eukaryota, Viridiplantae, Streptophyta, Magnoliopsida, Fabales, Fabaceae. The record is from RefSeq and is a predicted model, not a curated record.